GUUUGAAGCAAGGUAAUCAUGAUGUGUGAUGCCAGUGAAAUGUUGGCAGCUGCUCUGGAGCAGAUGGAUGGCAUCAUUGCAGGUUCUAAGGCCAUGACCUACACCAAUGGCCUGUUUGAUUGUCAGUCACCAACUUCACCCUUUCUGGGCAGCAUUCGAGCGCUGCAUCUCCUGGAGGACCUGAGGGCUGCGCUGGACUUAAUGGAUCCUGAGGAAAAGGAAAAUAUGCGCAGUCAAGUGUCUGAAACCACAGCCGAGGGUCUGAUGGAGUGGCUACAAGGCAGAUUGACCAAUGGCCAUGGAUCUGCAGCAGGGGAUUUGGUCCACCAGGAGCGACUCUCUCGCUUGGAAAGUGACAAAGAAUGUUUAGUGCUCCAGGUAAGUGUUCUGACUGACCAAGUGGAAGUCCAAGGAGAAAAAAUAAGGGACCUAGACUCGAGCCUUGAGGAACAUCGCAUGAAACUGAACGCUACAGAAGAGUUACUACAGCAAGAGCUGCUUAGCAGGAGUACUUUAGAGGCAGAGAAACUGGAACUGUUGACCGAGAUAUCGAGUCUGAAGCUGAAGCUAGCUGCUGCAGAAGGAGAUUGCAGAGAAUGUGAGGGUCUUUUUCAGGAUGUGAAAGACUUGCGCCUCAAGUUGACAUCCAUGGAGAACGAGAGACAACACUAUGAGAGAAGCCUCAUCUCAACUAAAGAGGAGCUGAUAUCACUACAGAAACAGCUGGAGGAGAGAGAACAGGCAUUUAAAAGAAUUCAAGACCGAGGCGUCCCAGAAACCUUAAACACUGAACAGUCACAAAGCAAAGAGAGAGAUAUGGAGGUGCAGAGAUUGAGGAGUGCGAUGGAGUCUCUGAAGGCGACUAAUGAAGAGAAGGAUUUCAGGAUAAAAGAGCUGCAGCAGUCUUUGAUCCAUUACAGGCGGGUUCAAGAUAUAGGGAAAACUGUGCAUGUGUUAAAAGACAACCUCAGUGACAAGGACACAAGAGAAGGGCUGUGUGACUCUGAGAUGCUCUCCACUGGAGGAACAGAGGAAACUGAUGAACCUCAGCUCAUUCCAUGUUCAGAGCUGCUGCCUGAAGUCCCACAUACACCCACAGACAGCUCAGGGAGAAAUGAGAGUUUUGGCAGUAAGAAAACUCGCUCCUCUUUUGGACGUGGCUUUUUCAAGAUCAGAGGGAACAAGAUGACAGGCAGCGCUCCCAGUCUAGCUGAGGGAGAGCAGAAGGGGACGGAGCACUUGGAUUUGGCCGGAGUGCAAACUAAGAAGCAGAAAGCAUUGGACACACACUCACCUGAUGGGAAGAAGAAAUCAAAGGGCAUCAUGAAGUUAUUUGGAAGGAUGAAGAGAAGUCAGUCCACCUCCUCUGACCUGGAUGAUUCUCCAGACUCUGAGUUUCAGAGAGGUGGAGUUCGAGCCACAGCGGGACCCAGACUGGGCUGGUCACGUGAUCUGCAGAGGAGCAAUAACAAUGAGCUCAACAGUGCAUUUUCCCGCUGGAGUAAAGAGCAGGUGUGUGAGUGGCUGCAGGAACAGGGACUAGGCUUAUAUAUGAAUCAGGCCCAGCAGUGGAUUAAAUCUGGACACACUUUACUGAAGGCGUCUCAGCAUGAUUGGGAAAAGGAACUGGGCAUCAGGCAUCCUCUACACAGAAAGAAACUGCAGCUGGCUCUUCAGUCGCUCAGCUCAGAGGACGGAGAUGCUAUGGGCAAACUGGACUACAACUGGGUUACUCAAUGGCUGGAUGAUAUCGGCCUGCCCCAGUAUAAAUCUCAGUUUGAUGAGGGCAGAGUGGAUGGACGCAUGCUUCACUACAUGACUGUGGAUGACCUGCUGGGUCUGAAAGUUGGCAGUGUGCUUCACCAUCUCAGUAUAAAGAGGGCCAUCCAGGUUUUACGCCUCAACGGCUACGACCCAAACUGUCUGCGCCGUCGACCAAUAGAGAACAACGCCACACCAGCUGAAAUCUGUCAGUGGACCAAUCACAGAGUGAUGGAGUGGCUGCGUUCAGUGGAUCUGGCAGAGUACGCCCCCAACCUGAGAGGAAGUGGAGUCCACGGAGGCCUAAUGGUUUUGGAGCCCCGCUUCAAUGUUGAGACGAUGGCCCUGCUUCUUAACAUCCCACCAAAUAAGACGCUGUUGAGACGUCACCUUGCGACCCACUUCCAUCUUCUGAUUGGUUCGGAGGCACAGAAACAGAAGCAGGAGUAUCUGGAAAACCCAGAUUACACUGUGCUCACAGCCACAGCCAGAGUAAAGGCACCCAAGAAGACUGUCAUUCGGAAGUUUUGGGACACUGAGACGGAAGAGGCAAGAGGAUAUGGAGGAGUAUGUUUGCCCCAUGGAUCUUUGAAUGUUGACUGAUCUGCUCAUGUAUUCCAGAGAGCUGUGUAUAUGUUAAAUAUUGUACAUGAUGUUAUGCAUCUCUGUGCAGAUGGAGGACUCUGAGGGUACAGUGCGACAGAUCGGCGCUUUCUCAGAGGAAAUCAACAACCUGA
This is a messenger RNA of Danio rerio (zebrafish), 2498 nucleotides long. RefSeq names its product PPFIA binding protein 1a (gene ppfibp1a). The record is from RefSeq and is marked predicted. Lineage: Eukaryota; Metazoa; Chordata; Actinopteri; Cypriniformes; Danionidae. Gene Ontology annotation, cellular component: cytosol.